Molecule: messenger RNA, 222 nt
Organism: Plenodomus lingam JN3
Lineage: Eukaryota; Fungi; Ascomycota; Dothideomycetes; Pleosporales; Leptosphaeriaceae
Source: RefSeq, a predicted model, not a curated record
AUGAAGAUGAAAACAGCCAUUCGCCAAGAUCAGUGGCUGUCGUUGAAACAAGGCGGAUCCUCGAAACAAGCUGUGGAUAUCGUGGCAGGAUUACCCCUGUCUGUCAUCGUUCGCGCAGACACAGCGGCUUGGUACUCAAAUCGCGAACUGCACGUCAUGCGCGCCUAUGAGACCGGGAAAUUUUUAAGCCGGGUUUACGGUGACGAUGGUGCGACCAUUUAG